AUGACCGAGUCAACGUACCCACAACUCAAUGUUGGCUCUCAAUUCAAGCCUGUUGAUUCAAUUUAUGAGAAUCGGCUUCGUCAAUUCAUCGAUGAAGGGGGGCAGUAUUCCAAUUUAAUGCUCCCCAAGUUCUACACCAAGGCUCGCAUUGAUACGGGAUAUGAAGACGGUGCCGAGGGAUAUGUUGAAUUGCGUACUUGGGCAGCACCUGGUCUCUCAAAGCCGUUGUUCAGAAGUGUUAUUCCCUCGAAAUUGAAUGAGUUCAAACCUGCUCACAAGGGUGACCGCUUUGGCCCGGCUUGGUCAUCCCAUUGGUUUGAAAUUAAGAUAAAAGUACCAGACUCAUGGGCCCAGUACGACACUGUGCUAUUCAAAUGGGACAGUGGUACGGAGGGGCUUCUCUUUAGCUCUGAAGGCACUCCUCUGCAAGGAUUGACAGGUGGAGGGGAGCGAGUUGAGUUUGAACUUCCGGAAUCCUGGAGGAAAGGGGAACAAGUUUUCUACCUUGAAAUUGGAUGCAAUGGAAUGUCAGGAAGCACACAAGAUAGUUACGAAUUACGUGAUGCUGAUCUUGUUGUCCCAAAUCUCGAUGCGAGAGCAUUAUAUUACGAUUUCUGGAUGAUCGGUGAUUCCGCUCGGGAAUUACAGGGAGCUCCACGACACAAGGCUCGAGAAAUCGGUAAUCGUAUUAUGGACACUUUCGAUAGUGAAGACGAAUCCAGCGUUCUGAAAUGUCGUGAAAUUGCACGAGAAUUUCUGGGUCCUGAUGUGGAUUCAGAAAAGGUGUACGCAGGCAAAAUGAGUGUCUACAAUGCAGUCUACGCAAUCGGAAAUUGUCACAUAGACACGGCGUGGUUGUGGGACUUUGCAACCUCAAAAACAAAAAUUGCCAGAAGUUGGUCGACCCAGCUUCGCAUGAUCGAUCAGUAUCCGGAAUAUGUGUUUGCUGCCUCUGCUGCCCAGCAUUUCAAGUGGCUCAAAAAAUAUUAUCCAGACUUGUUCAAAAAAGUUAUAAGCUAUGCUCAGAAAGGUCGAUUUGUACCUGUUGGUGGUAGCUGGGUUGAAAAUGACACAAAUCUUCCAAGUGGAGAAGGCUUGGUACGCCAAUUUCUACUAGGACAGCGGUGGUUCCAGGAUCUCUUUGGGUUCAAGAGCGAUACUUAUUGGCUCCCGGACUCGUUUGGUUACUCGUCACAGAUUCCUCAAUUAUCUCGGCUGGCAGAGAUGCCCAAUUUUCUUACUCAGAAGCUAUCGUGGAACAAUAUCAAUCAAUUUCCGGAAAACACCUUUAAUUGGGUGGGAAUUGAUUCUUCUCAGGUUCUUGUUCAUAUGCCUCCUGCAAACACUUACACUGCUGAUGCAAAUUUCGGGGACGUGAAGAGGUCAAUUAGCGGUCAUCAUAACCUUUACAAUGAUCAAAAAGGUCUUCUUCUUUACGGAAAAGGCGAUGGUGGAGGUGGGCCAACUCCUAGUAUGCUUGAGCGUCUCCGUAGAAUCCGUGGUUUGGCUGAAAAUUCGGCAGGCGAAAUGCCUACUGUUGAGAGUGGUAUCAAUGUUACGGAUUUCUACAAUUUGCUAAGAAAGGGCACUGACAAUGGCAAGAGUCUACCAUCUUGGCGUGGUGAGCUUUAUUUGGAAUUUCACAGAGGUACCUACACUUCUCAGGCUCAUGUCAAAGACUUGAUGAGGACCUCAGAAUUACUGAUGCGAGACCUAGAAUACCUUGCUACCAAGGCGUCGCUUGAACUUGAUUACCAGUAUCCUCAUAAAAAGAUAGAUCGAUUAUGGCAGGAUAUUUGUUUGUGCCAAUUCCAUGACGUUCUUCCGGGAUCAUGCAUCGAAAAGGUUUAUCACGAGGAUGUUUGGCCCAUGCUUGAAAGAGUUCAACGAAUUGAACUGGAGUUAAUUUCCGAAAUCAAGAAGCUUUUCAAACCUGGAAAACACAUUCUGAACUCCUUUGGCUGGGAGCGUGCAGGUAUAGUCAAAAUGGAUGGUAGCUGGAUGCAACGGGGUUAUACAGCUGUUUGCUCCAAGGGUGAUACUCUUGUUCCAGUUGAGUCGUCAAAGUCUGUGAAGUACAGGUCAAAAGUCACUCAAGUAAAUGGCACAUUUGUUCUUGAAAAUGGCCGGCUGCGUGCUACUAUUGAUAGCGAUGGUGUGAUUGUUGCCCUUUACGAUAUUCUGCAUGAAAGAGAAGUUCUUGAUACGACCAACCAUCGCGGAAUACAGUACGUUUUGCUGUCUGAUACUCCGCUGAGCUUCCCAGCCUGGGACACUGAACUCUUUUCACGAGAGAAGUUUCGCUAUGUGAAGUCGGGUAAGGUAGAGAUCUUGGAAAACGGUCCGUUGGUUUCUUCUCUGAAAAUUGAGCAUGAUCUUUCAGACGAUAGCAAAUUAACAACUAUCAUAUCUUUGGAUGCUCUCCAGUCACUUUCCGAAAGAACAAGUCUCAAGUUUGAUUGCCAUAUUGAUUGGCAUGAAACAUACAAGUUUUUGAAGAUUGAAGUUCCGGUGUCUGUCAACAACGAUUUCGCUAGCUACGAGACACAAUUCGGCAUUACCAAACGUCCAACUCAUUUCAACACAAGCUGGGAUGUGGCCAAGUUUGAGUGCUGUUGUCAUAAGUUUGUCGAUUAUUCCGAUUUCAAUUAUGGUGUCUCUAUCUUGAACAACAACAAGUACGGUGCUAACGUUCACGGAAACCUGAUGACUUUAUCAUUGAUGCGCGCCCCGAAGUCACCCGACGCGCAUGCUGAUAUGGGAGAACACUCGUUUAAAUUUGCAGUGUUUCCUCAUUCGGGACCUUUAGGAGCUCAGACUGUCCGUGCAGGUUGGGAAUUCAACGAGAGACUUGGUCAUGUUGGUGAUUUCGGCAAAAGUAUAGUAAGCAUCUCCGGAGAUGACAACUUGAUUAUUUCAAAUAUCAAACGGGGCGAAGACGAUUCAGAUCUGAAAUCUGAAGGUAUUUACAAGAAUCUGCCGAAGAAGUAUGCAGGACAGAAGACCAUCGUUCUUCGGAUAUACGAAGCCCUCGGUGGUAAAGCAAAAGCAAAAUUAACUGUGAAUUAUCCGGUGGAUAAAGUUUUCAAAACCAACAUACUUGAAGAAGAAAAGAGUGAGGUCUCAGUUGACAACAAUUCCUUCAUCGUGGAGUCCAGAGGGUUUGAGAUAUCUACUUACAAAGUGAUUUUAAAAAAUUGA
Messenger RNA from Ogataea philodendri, 3201 nucleotides. RefSeq lists its product as uncharacterized. Gene Ontology annotation, molecular function: alpha-mannosidase activity; carbohydrate binding. The transcript has a single exon. Gene Ontology annotation, biological process: mannose metabolic process; oligosaccharide catabolic process. The record is from RefSeq and is a predicted model, not a curated record. NCBI's taxonomy places the organism in Eukaryota, Fungi, Ascomycota, Pichiomycetes, Pichiales, Pichiaceae. Gene Ontology annotation, cellular component: fungal-type vacuole membrane. Bases 1 to 3201 code for a protein of 1066 amino acids.